CUGCAAGAGCCAAGGGACACAAAAAACACCUUUUUCAUUUUCUUUUACCCGCUUUCACUUGAUGAUCAUCAGUUUAUGUGCGUCGGUUUUGCGCAAGAUGACAACAGAGCUAAAAAUACUAACUAAAAAGUAUUAAAUCUGCUGGUUUAAUCAGGCACAAUUGUGUUUUUGACCAUCUCCUGGCGCAGGAGUCGCAUAGGAUGCCAUACAAUCCUAUAGGAAGGGACCCUCGCAGCUUUUCAGGCAAUUACUCCAAACAAGCCAGAAGGACGUAAUUUCUUUAUUUUUAUUUAUUAAAAAGAAAUCUUUUUCGAUUUAAACAACAAUGGAUGAAGGCGGUGCCGGCGAGACCAUCCCGGAUCUGAAAGACAUAGAAGUGAAGAUUGGACGGAAGACGCCGGAGGGUUUGCUCAGGUGGAUGCGGGAGGACGCGUCAUCGCUCCGGGGAGACGUAAAGCCGGGCCCGCCUCACGACUCCAGCAAGGACACGGGGAUGAAGAGUUUGGAUGAAAAGAUCAGGAAAUUGAAGAUGGAAAUGGCUCAUUUACGCUCGGUGGAUGUGAAGAUCCUGCAGCAGUUACUGGCAGUCCACGAGGGCAUCGAGGCGGUGAAGUGGCUGAUGGAGGAGCGCAGCACGCUGACCAGCCACUGCAGCAGCCUGACCAGCAGUCAGUACAGCCUGGGCGAGGGCCCCGACACCUCCUGGAGAGGCUCCUGGAGCAGCUUGCAGGACCCCACCAACGAAAAGCUGGACAACAUCUCCAUCGGCAGCUACCUGGACACCCUGGCAGACGACAUGGACGAGUACUGCCCCUCCAGCUCAGAGUCUGUCAUUUGCUCCGCCGCGCCACUGGCGUCAGAGGCUUCUGCCGGGGUUCGUGUAACGGGAGGACCCGGGGUCACGGCGGCCUCGGCCAGGACGUGCUCCGGAGCCGGGAUUCGGUCAGGUAACGGCGCCGGAAGUGGGAUUCGGUCGGGGGUAAACUACAGUGUGGAUGGAAAUGGGACGGAGAUGAGAGGUGGACCGGAGAAUGGAGUUAGCAGCGUUACCACCGGGACCGAGCUCAGUGGGACCGGAGCGGGAAAAGCAGCAGUUUCCGGCGUCAGCUCCCUCCAAGCCAGGUCUGAGAGCGCCAAGCAAGAAGCUCCUGUCCGGAGUAAGCCUACGGAGACGGAUAAGGGAAGUCCUCUCUGCAAGGAAAACACCCAGAAACACCCCAUUAAGGCCAACGGUGUCCCGGAGAAACCGACAACGCAAACGGGAAGUCCAACUCGUGCAAAUCUAAGUGAAAAACUGGGAACGAGCCAGAGCCCCAAACUCAGACCCUACAGAAAUGGAAAGAUCGACUUGGAUACGUGCAAAAUGAACGGCAAAAGGCAUCUGGAGUAUGAUGCUCACUGGCGCUGGGUGCAGUCUCAAGAAGAUGUGACAUUUUUGUAGGAAAGAGGGGGAUAAACGCACUAUUGAACAGUCUCCCUGACAUCAACGACUCGAUCGAGUAAACCACCCUGUAAAAUGCACAGACGAGGCAAUUCCUCAGUGACAAACACUGGGUUUGAUGGACAAUAUCAUGUUCAUACAUUGCUCCUUCCUGUGAUUGCACUAAGUAGAAAACGAUGUCAGUAUGAUGAUAUAUGCACAUCACCAGACUUUGACCAUAUUUAACUAAACAGGGCCGCUUAGGGGAGGAACAAGAAAAUCAUUUUUAAAACCUUGUGUUAUAUUUUUUCUCAGGAUGUUUCCAACAUGCCCUGAUUUUAUUUUAAUUUAUUAAAACGUUUAUUUUAUAUUCCCUUGGAAAGUAAGCACAGUGUUAUGAUCUGCCAGGGAGCUGAAACACGAUUGUGAGAUGUUUAAAUUUUUAAAAAGACUCAUUUUAUACAAAUAAGUAUCCCAUACUGAUUGUCAUUUACUUUUCACAUGCUGUUGGACUUUAUUAUGUGGGUUCCUCCGCAUGGCAGUGUGAUUCCUCAACAUUUUGAUGAUUUAACCAAUCAAAUCAAAUGAAAAUGAACAUCAUCAAGAUGUGUGGAACAGAUGGGAAAUUAUUUCCAGGAAAUUUUUCAUUUCAAACGGUUUUAGAGUAGGAGACAGACAUUUCUGUAGAAAUGCACCAGUUUUUGUUGGAUCAAUCAAAACAUUUGAGGCAGCAAACAAAAUCUAACAUCACAAACAACAUCAUCCUGCCGAGCAUGCACAAUGUUAAGAAGUUAAAGAUUAAGAAGCUGGAAAUAAAGCCAGUAGAGCUAAGUUAAUGUAUGUUGUCGAUGAUGACGACUCUAAAAGAAAGAUCUGGUUCCGGCAGGUCAGAUCUUUGAUAAAUAAGCAACUGGAUUCUGGAAAGAAACUUUAAAUUGGUGCAUCUGGUGCUUUUCUACAUUUCUGCUUUUACUCGAGCGACCCUUGAGUUGAGAAUGACUGCUUCUACAAAACGGCUCAGAUGAUCCAAAAUGUACUGCGUUUAAAAUAGUAGAAGCGCCAUAAAGCCAAACCUCUCCUCUCACAUUUGAAAUGAUCAUUAAAAUGUAUCGUAUAGACUUAUUUAUGGACUAUAUAACUGAGAUCUUCCAGUUUUUGACAGUAUUACUCAGUCAGUGUUAACAAAAAAAAAGUGAAAUGCAAAUAUUAAAAACAGUAUUAUUGUCAAAUUUGUGAGCGUGUUUCCCCCCCAAAUACUCCCCUGAACAACAGUAGGUGAUGACAUCAUUGCCACAGAAGACAAAGCACAGAUGUUAGUCAAGGUUUAAUGCACUGAAACGUUUGUACGGCAGCAUUACGUGUGUCUUUUGGUGCAACCGUCUGCGAUAUUGUAAAUUCACUAAAUCCAUUCGCGGUCGCUCUGAACUGCUAGUACUAGUUGUGACCAAUUGUAUGCAACUCUUGAAUAUGGCAACGUUUUUCCUUUCCUUUCAACAAUGCCUUGUGUCUUUUCCCCUUAGAGGGCUGCAGUGUUGUCAUGAUAGCCUGAAUGUUUAAGACAGAUUUGUAUUAUUUUUAAAUCCCUGGGCCCUGCUUGUGUGUUCAAAUGGUUCGCACCGGCCGCGUCUCCGCUCUUCAGUGUCAACUGAUAAAUCUGUUAGUGCUGCCUGGGUGGAUCUUGCAUGCUUUAUGAUGAAAGCUUUAAUAGUUGAUUUGUGAGAAAUGUGCAUCAGACCAACACAAGAAAAAGCAAAAAAACUUUGAAAGUCUGGUUACUGGCUUACAAAAGCUCCUCCUUUCUGAAAAUUCAAUUUAGCAAUAGCGUCUGUUCUUCAGUAGAUGUCAAUAAUACUGAGAAAUUGGUGCCUGUCCAUGUGCACAUGCAAACGGAGAGGCAGAUUCAUGGCUACUGCCCCCCCGAUGAGCACAGCUGGCCUGACGGAGUCGGGUAAGAAUAGACGACUCCUGAAAGGUUUUCAUCAUCGGUCUUGACUCAAACGUGACAGCGUUACUACUCUCGUCAGUCUGCUGAUAGUUGAUGUCAUUGAUCCCAUUUAAAUGGAGAGGAACAUUAUCUGUGCAUGCCGUUCAAGCUACGAUUAAGCUCCUUGUAAAAUGUUGAUAUGACGUAACCUUAAGACACGAUUCUUAACGUACACAAUUCGUUAAAUGCAGACUAAUGAGACAAAGUUAAUCUUUUGCAGUUGAUAAUAGUUUUAUAAGUGAAAUGAAGACAAUGUUCUUAGCUUCCUCAAUUACGUAGUUGCUUCAGAGAGAAUAUAAAAACGGUCUUGAAUAUUCUCCUUGUGGCUUUAAAGGAUGCAGCUUAAGAAAAACUAUUAGAGAAACUUGCUGAAGUGUAACGGCACGUGCACAAAAAAUGUUAUUAGUAGGAAACAACAUUGCUUUGUUUACAUUCUGUGUAUUUUAUGCCAACAACUUCCUGUGUCUCCAAAAUGUGCCUAGUUUGUGCAUCUCUCUGAAAAUCCCAAAUCCUUAUUUUGCAAAACGUAACAUUGAACACAUCAUUUAAGAACAGUAGCUGCUCUUAUUUUCAGCUGCAUUUAUUUAAAAAAGGAUAAUUCAUAGAGAAAGGUAGAAGAGACACGAGGUAUUUGCAGACGUGCAGCUCUGUGACAUCUCCGCCUGCUGCUGUGGGGUCAACCAAAUGUGCUGCCGUUCUGACUAUGGCCUCAUGGGAUUUUGCUCCCUGCAGAAACAAGCCCAACUUUGCAGAAAAAAAAUUUCUUAAGAGACAGAAAAGUGUUUAAAAUUUAUCGACAAAGUCUGCACUUGGCAACAAUGAUAAGACAAUUAUUUUAUUAUCUUACAAAGCAGAGGGGUUUUUUUUUUCUGCCAAACAAUAUAUUUUACUCAUAAAGCAAAAGGUUUUGAGAAUACUGACUUGGAUCACAUUGGGUGGAGACCGUGGAGGUCAGCCUAAGGACAAAAUGAGGUGAAAAAUUGUGAAAGCAUGACAGGCUGCAUAUUUUAGGCUUAUGCCAACAUUUUUGGAAUUUCUUUUAUUUUUUUUUUGCCAUGAACCACAGAGUUCUUUAAAAAGGAUACCGUUAUGUAGAAAUAACUGAGACACAACAGUCUUAUAAGUAAAUAUACAAAGAGCAGUACUCUUAUUUCGGGUAAGUGCAACUACUUGGGAGCAGUAAUUACAUGCAGAAGCUGCAAAACGCUGUUGUAACUUCCACCACCAGUGAGGCAGGAUAGUGGCCAGCAGCUGAUAUGAUUGAUAACUAUGACUGAUGAUGACAGAUGAAUAUCUUUCAGAGCCAGAUCAGUAGGGGAUUUCAGACUGGGUUAUUGGAUGUACGGAGAAGAGAGUUGCACGUACCCUUUUAGUAAAUGGUUGAUGACAUCUAAGCUGAUUCCCCAAAAUGUUGGCGUAUGCUUUUUCAGUUCUGGGAAGAGUUUAAAUGUCACAUAACCAGAUUACUGCCCAUAUUGUGGUAAAAAGACCUGCUAAGACAUGUGUUGCUGUCUGAGCUGUAUGGGAUAUUGUAUAAUUUAAGAGUUGGCAGAUCCAGCGUGCACAAAUAUAAAACAACUACUACUUCUUUUUUAACUGUGCACCAGCAGAUACAUGUAACAUUAACAUCUAUUCAUUUCAACCACUCUAGUGGUUCUGCCGUUCUCCUCCUGCAUCUCUUUUCACCCCACUUCUCACCACCACAGUAGUUUGAUGGAAAUAUUCGGCUUGUGCCAACAAAACACAUCACGUGUGCACAAUAGCCCCUCACUGGAGACGGCACUAUAAAAGCUGGCACCAAAGAAACAAGUGGCCCAGGAAAGCAGCUAAAACUUGACCCUGAACUCAAAUAGGAAAACUGUCUCCCCUCUUUUGUCCUUAAAAGUGAGAACAGUUCGUCUAUAUCUUUAGACACGGUUAUGGCUGUAGCUUCCAACCACAGCACAGACACGAACUUGCAGGAAAACUCCUUUUUCUUUUAACAUAUGCGCUCGUUUGUGGUUUUCGUCCCAACUGAGCUGAGGCAUAUGGAAAACAUUUAGCGCAGUGAACAGACCUGUAAAACGCAUUACAUCAGCCUAUAGUGCGUCUUUCUGGGGGAUGUACAGAUGCCCGUGAUGGUUUAAUGUGCUUUUACUUAGCACAUCCAGUUUUAAAUAGCAACAUUAACAUUGUUUUAACCCAAGUUUUGUUCCAGUUUGAUUUACCACUGACAGUUGAGGUUUCAGGGGGAGCAGCUUGUGGUGUAAUUUGGUCUGAAAAAAAAAAAACCUUUCAGGCUAAACUGAGAUAAAUGUCUCUUCAUUUUAAUGGCUGUUUAAAAAAAGGGUAAGAAAGCAAAGACGAC
Messenger RNA from Cololabis saira (Pacific saury), 5751 nucleotides. It is a transcript of the gene lurap1, whose product is annotated as leucine rich adaptor protein 1. NCBI's taxonomy places the organism in Eukaryota, Metazoa, Chordata, Actinopteri, Beloniformes, Belonidae. The transcript is spliced from 2 exons. The coding region runs from base 326 to 1441 and encodes 371 amino acids. Gene Ontology annotation, biological process: positive regulation of cytokine production; positive regulation of canonical NF-kappaB signal transduction. The record is from RefSeq and is a predicted model, not a curated record.